Molecule: messenger RNA, 1605 nt
Organism: Papaver somniferum (opium poppy)
Lineage: Eukaryota; Viridiplantae; Streptophyta; Magnoliopsida; Ranunculales; Papaveraceae
Exons: 1
Coding region: 1-1605 (534 amino acids)
Molecular function (GO): nucleic acid binding
Source: RefSeq, a predicted model, not a curated record
AUGGUGAUAAUCAAGGAGCUGGAGGAAAUAGAGUUCAUUACGAACAACGAAGAACUGGAGGAGUAUAUGAUGAACAACGAGGAGCUGGAUGAGAUUGAUUUCAUCACAAACAACGAAGAAAUGGAGGAGUACCUGAUGAACAACGAAGAGCUGGAGGAGAUGGAGUUCAGUAUGAACAACGAAGAGAUGGAGGAGAUGGAUUUAAACCCUUGUUUUCCAGAAACAAUCACACAUGUAGGAGAAUCAGAUGUUCCAACCAGAAAUAAAAAGAAUCUCACAAAUGAACAACGUCUAGAUAUUUUCCAUUUCUUAUUGAAGGAGAGUAAGAAGGGACGACCGCAAAAACGCUCAGUCCCAAUGGUAGCGCAACUAUUUUCAACAUCAGAAUCUACAGUAAAACGUAUAUGGAAACGAGGAAAAGAUUGUGAAGCAAAGAAAUUACCUUUUGACGUGUCUUCACGAAAACCAACCAUAGUUCGUCCUAAACCAAAGAAGGUUGAUUUCAGCAAGAUAAUAGAAAUACCAUUGCGAAGACGCACCACCAUAAGAUCCAUUGCCGAAGCUUUGAACAUGACCAAGUCAACUGUCCAUAGAUACGUCAAGAAAGGAGCGAUUAAAAAACACACGAACGCAAUAAAACCAGCCUUCACAGUGGACACGAAGAAAAAACGGUUAGAAUUCUGUUUGGGAAUGCUUGAGCUUAUCCCUUACAAGGAUAAUAUGAUGACCAAGCCCAUGUAUGAUGUUAUACACAUAGAUGAGAAGUGGUUUUUUAUGACAAAAGCAACAGAGAAUUACUACCUUCAUCCGGAAGAAACCGAACCAUAUCGUACAUGCCAAAGUAAAAGAUUCAUUAAAAAGGUAAUGUUUUUGGCAGCAGUAGCUCGUCCUAGAUUUGAUGAGUUCGGAAAUGAAGUUUUUAUUGGAAAGAUAGGUAUAUUUCCUUUUGUAACAAAGGAGGCAGCAAAACGAACGAGCAAGAAUCGUCCAGCUGGAACACUUGAAGAUAAACCAAUUGAAUCUGUGAACAAAUACAUUACAAGAGCUUGUUUGAUUAACAAAUUGUUACCAGCCAUUCGGGAAAAGUGGCCAAACUACAAUGGGGAAACUAUAUACAUCCAACAAGAUAAUGCAAAACCACAUGUUAAAGUGGAUGAUGAAGAAUUUUUAAAAGAAGCGGCAAAAGAAGGUUUUGAUAUUAGAUUGAGAUUCCAACCUUCACAAAGUACCGACAUGAACGUUCUCGAUCUUGGGUUUUUCAGGUCUAUACAAUCAUUACAGCACAAAGAGGCGCCCACUACUGUUGGCGAACUUUUAUCGGCUGUGGAUAAAGCAUUUAAUGAAUUAUCGGCACAAACUCUGAAUGACGUAUUCCUCUCGUUGCAACUAUGCAUGGUAGAGGUUCUAAAGCUUCGUGGAGGAAACAAUUAUAAAUUGCAGCAUACAGGGAAAAAGAAACUUGCACGCAUUGGUGAACUUCCUACUCAAAUCGAAGUGGAUAAGAAUUUGGUGAAGGAUGCAACUAAUUACCUUUCAUGUUUAAGAUAUUUCUGCAAGGAUGAGAGUAUUGCUGGCGAAAUACAUGGCAACAAUAUCAUUAUGUAG